Molecule: messenger RNA, 2462 nt
Organism: Centropristis striata (black sea bass)
Lineage: Eukaryota; Metazoa; Chordata; Actinopteri; Perciformes; Serranidae
Product: retinol-binding protein 3-like
Exons: 4
Coding region: 147-2000 (617 amino acids)
Biological process (GO): proteolysis
Molecular function (GO): serine-type peptidase activity; retinol binding
Source: RefSeq, a predicted model, not a curated record
GUCGGUUAAAUCCUCUUAUGAGUGUGUUAACAGAAGCCUUGCAGCCAAAACAGCCAUUUGACAGAGAACCUCUCCGGAGAAGGAGGUUCGGCUCGGAAAAAACCUCCACUUACUCGCUUUUUGUCCGACUAAACUGAUUUUAAAAAAUGGCAAAGGCAUUUAUUUUGAUAGCUCCGCUGCUCCUUUUGGGAAAUGUUUUCUUCAUCAACGCCUCGUUCCCCCCCGACCUCAUCAUCGAUAUGGCAAAAAUCGUCAUGGACAACUAUUGCUCUCCGGAGAAGCUGGUGGGGAUGAAGGAGGCAAUCGAAGCCGCCGGCAGCAACACGGAGGUCCUCAACAUCCCCGACGCAGAAUCCCUGGCUCAGGUUCUGAGUGCCGGAGUCCAAACCACAGUCAGCGACCCGCGUCUAAUGGUCUCCUACGAGCCGGACUACGUCCCCGCGGUCCCCCCACAGAUGCCCCCGCUGCCCCCCGAGCAACUCAUCGCCGUCCUCCAGACGUCCAUCAAGCUCGACAUCCUGGAGGGCAACACGGGCUACCUGAGGAUCGACAACAUUCUUGGGGAGGAGGUUGCCGAGAAGGUUGGUCCGUUGCUUCUGGACUUGGUUUGGAAUAAAAUCCUGCCGACUUCAGCUCUUAUUUUUGACCUUCGCUACACCAGCAGCGGGGACAUCUCCGGGGUCCCGUACAUCGUGUCGUACUUCACCGAAGCCGAGCCGCCGAUCCACAUCGACAGCGUGUACGACCGUCCCUCCAACACCACCACCAAGUUGUUCUCCAUGUCCUCGUUGCUGGGGGACCGGUACGGCCUCACCAAGCCCCUCAUCAUCCUCACCAGCCGGACCACCAAGGGGAUCGCCGAAGAUGUCGCCUACUGCCUCCAGAACCUGAAGAGGGCCACCAUCGUUGGCGAGAAGACCGCCGGCGGCUCCGUGAGAGUCGAGAAAAUCAAGGUUGCCGACACCGGGUUCUACGUUACCGUGCCGACCGCCAAGUCCAUCAACCCCGUCACCGGCGGCACCUGGGAGGUUACCGGGGUUACGCCCGACGUGGAAGUCAACGCGGAGGACGCCCUCGCCACCGCCAUCAAGAUCGUCAACCUGCGGACACAAGUCCCGGCAAUCAUCGAGGGGGCGGCAACCCUGAUUGCCGACAACUACGCCUUCGAAGAUGUUGGCGCCAGCGUGGCGGAGCAGCUGAAGGGGCUGCUGGCGCAGGGAGAGUACAACAUGGUCGUCUCCAAGGAAAGUCUGGAGGCGAAGCUGUCCGCCGACCUGAAGACGCUUUCUGGGGACAAAAGUCUGGUGACCACCAAGAACACGCCGGUCCUGCCCCCCAUGGAUUAUACUCCUGAGAUGUACAUCGAGCUGAUCAAAGUCUCCUUCCACACCGACAUCUUCGAGAACAACAUCGGCUACCUGCGCUUCGACAUGUUCGGAGACUUUGAGGAGGUGAAAGCCAUCGCUCAGAUUAUCGUCGAGCACGUCUGGAACAAAGUGGUCAACACUGACGCCAUGAUAGUUGACCUCAGGAACAACAUCGGAGGCCCAACAACAGCCAUCGCUGGGUUCUGCUCCUACUUCUUUGAUGCUGAUAAACAGGUUUUACUGGACAAGUUGUACGACAGAUCGACUGGGACCACCACGGAGCUCCAGACCCUGCCCCAACUCACUGGAACCCGGUACGGCUCUAAGAAGAGUCUGAUCAUCCUGACCAGCGCAGCGACGGCUGGAGCAGCUGAGGAGUUCGUCUACAUCAUGAAGAAGCUGGGCCGGGCCAUGAUCAUCGGAGAGACCACCUCCGGGGCCUCCCACCCCCCCCAGACCUUCGCUGUGGGCGACACCGACGUCUUCCUCAGCAUCCCCACCGUCCACUCCGACACCUCGGCCGGGCCGGCCUGGGAACGAGCCGGCAUCGCCCCGCACAUCCCCGUCCCCGCCGCCGCCGCCCUGGACGCCGCCAAGGCCAUCUUCAACAAGCACUUCACAGGACAGAAGUAGAGAAAACCUAAAAAAACAGGUCCUGAUGGAGCCAGAGGGCUUCAACAGUCACUUUGUCUUUAAAAAGCCAAAUAGUUUCAAGGUUUAGAAUUUAGAUUUGGGUAGAAUCACUGCAAAAAACAACAAAAAAUAAGAAAUAAAUGACUAGAAUUAAGCAAAUACAUGCUAGAAACAAAUUAAAUUAUCUGCCAGUGCAGUAAAAGUACAUUUUCCUUUGUAAGAAUUCUUUUUCUAUUCUAUAGGACACUCAUUGAAAUACUUUUCCAAAUUUCAACCCUAGAGAAUAUUGGAGGAUAUUACAUACAGCCAGAAUGUGUAAAAAAAAACAUACGAAAAUAAUAUUUUGAGAAAAAAGUUUACGAGAUUAGUGGCGAAUCUACGAGAAAAAUAUGUGCAGAUUUAUGAGAUUUAAAGUGGUGAAUCUGAAAAUGAAAAUAAAUGAAUGAAUGAAAAUUUGGUAAC